Mangifera indica (mango) is the source of this 513-nucleotide messenger RNA. RefSeq lists its product as uncharacterized. The record is from RefSeq and is a predicted model, not a curated record. The transcript has a single exon. Lineage: Eukaryota; Viridiplantae; Streptophyta; Magnoliopsida; Sapindales; Anacardiaceae. The coding region runs from base 1 to 513 and encodes 170 amino acids.
AUGUCAUCCUCUGAUAGUAACCAACCGCAAAAUGAAACUCCAGAAUCCUCAAAUAUUGAUCCCCAACAAACCCUAGAAUCAAAACCCCAAAACCCUGAUACCGAAUCCCGUACUUAUAUAAUUGAUGCAAAUAUUGAAAAAACCCAAGACGAAAAAACUAAAGAGACGGCCAUCGAUAAUGGAGAAGAAAUUCACGGUGAAGGAGCGGAAGGAGAGGAGGAGGGAGAGUGCGGAUUUUGUCUUUUUAUGAAGGGUGGUGGGUGCAAAGAAAGCUUUAUAGCAUGGGAGCAUUGCGUUGAAGAAGCUGAGAAGAACAAGGAAGAUAUUGUGGAGGAGUGCCUUGAUGUAACUCGUGCUUUGAGGAAGUGUAUGGAAGCUCAUGCUGAUUACUACGAGCCCAUUUUGCGGGCUGAAAGGGUGGCUCAGGAGGAGGUCGUCAAGGAGUUGGAGAAAGAGAAGGCUGCCGAGAAUUCAAAGGAUUCCAAAGGAAAUAGGGAUGUGGGUAGAAAUUAA